Molecule: messenger RNA, 2969 nt
Organism: Exophiala oligosperma
Lineage: Eukaryota; Fungi; Ascomycota; Eurotiomycetes; Chaetothyriales; Herpotrichiellaceae
Exons: 3
Coding region: 782-2338 (518 amino acids)
Source: RefSeq, a predicted model, not a curated record
UGUCAUUCCAUCAUGUUCUGGUUACACUCGGACACGAAGGCCACUGAUCGUCUUGGACUCGUUUGUCAGCACCACCUCAAACUUGCGCGAGCAGACUUAUCGCUCUUACUGGCUUGGCCUCGGACGCCUACAGCAGACUUGCUUAACCGGAGCCAGGGUCUGUGAGAGAUGGGCCAACCAUGCCGCCAGGACUGCGCGUCCUAGCAAGGACAAUCAUGCCCCUAAGCCCUGUGCUGCCCUGGACUUUCGUUCCUCGUCGAUCUCACUGGUGAGGACAUGGGCUUAGUGGAUCCGGCCUGCACGGUUCUCGUAUGCAUGAGGGUAAGCCUUACGAGGACCAAACGUGCCCGACCAGCCGCUAAGUUGUAACUUACGUCUCUAGGCUGAAAUCGUCGAGACUUGUCUUUGCGAUAUCUGAGGCAGCAUCUCCCGUCAGCACGAUAUUCUCUUUACUACACUCGCGCUCACGCUUCUGAAAAGGCAAUUAGACGCGGGAAUGCCUUUCUACCAAGUUUGAGGCAUGCAUAUCCUUGCUGCAUCGCUCCAACCCAAGACUAGAACCGCUGCAAGUACUCUAGACACCGGAGAUCGAAGCGGGGUUAAAGUCUUGAGAUUCCAGACCUUCCUAAGGGCGGUAGCUGGAACAUUUCAGACUUGUUUGCUUCCCCUUCCUUUACACAGGGCACUACGAAUACCCGUAACCAAGUGAUCUAGCAUUGGUCAUCUUGGCUGCAAGGAGUUCCGAACCCAUACUGGAAAAUGAUGGGAAGGAGGAAGGGCUAUGGCAACCAUGACAUCCACCACGUUACUCUUCCUGCCUUAUGACAACAAGAAGAAGCCUUUUGAUAAUGACAAUGUUCAAUCUCGCCAACAACACACCGCACUGGAAUAUCAUAGAAAACGAAAAUUGUCCAAAAGCCAAUCUCGAUCUUCCAUGAGCCGUACGAAUGAAUCACCAACGCCACAGUCCUUGGGUUAUUCCCCGGGAACAUCGACCUCAGGAGAUUCCGAGACCACUGAUGCUACAGAGCUCUCACAUCCUCGAGUCAUCGGCAAAUGGCGAUUAGACCCAUUCGAUGCGCUUCGCGACACUCAUGUGCCCGAAUAUGUCCAAGAAAUGCUUGAUCACGCCAUAAGACAUCAAUGGGUGCUUUACGGUCCUUCGCGGGAGGACGUAAGACACACACAAGCUGAUAUCAUGAGCGCUGCGAUGAGAAGCCCUGUCGCGUUUUACUCCGUCGUCUUUGCCGGGGCGUGUCAUCGAGCAUGGCUGGCCGGUCCUCAAUCGAACUCCAACAAGAAAAGCAUGAUGCUGCGCAUGUCGUACAAAGCUGAAGCCCUUGCAUGCUUGAGGAAAGAACUUGCGGCUCACCAAGGGCCAAUUUCAGAGGAUCUUCUGCUGUCGAUCAAUCUGCUCGGGGUUCAUGAUAGUGGCGAGGUCAUUGUAGCACCACAAAAGCCAAUGGAACCACCUCUUCGCCUACACCGAGACAAUGAAUUCUAUUCCAGUAUGCGAUGGCAGCCCAAGCAUCUGGAGAUGGUGUACAAGAUGGUUCAGCAACUGGGAGGUUUGAGGGCAUUGAGGACCCAUGGUCUGGCGGAAGCGCUUGAAUCCACCGCCCUCAACGACGCUCUCCUGACACUGGAAACGCCUAAAGUCGACCUCCUUAAUUCCACGCAAUAUUAUAUCGCACAGUGUGAAGCAAGGUGGGAUAGACAAGGCCGAGAACUCUAUGGAGCUAUGAGCCAGAGACAGCUUGCGCUUCUUGAUGGGUUGGAAGGUAGAGACGUCAUGCAGGACAUCCUCAACAAUAUGCGCAAACUUGUGGUCACCUAUGAAUGUUUUUGCAGAGACAACAUCAAUGGACCAGACUUAUUGCAGAUCAUUGCAGCACGACGCUCUAUCCAGCACAAUCUGCUUUGUCCACCUAUUUCGAACGACUGCCGCUACCUGGUGUGCCGCUAUGCCAUGCUGAUAUUUCUGGUUGAAACAAUCUACCCCAAACCGCGCUACGUUGGUAUUCAUCGAAAGAUGGCAGAGAAACUCAUGCUUGCGCUUGACGAAAGUUCGAUUCUUGGAUACUGGGAUCAACAACCAGCAGCUUUCACGUGGGCGAGUGUUCUGGGUGGCGCCGCAGCUUACGAUACCCCCUUGUAUUCUUGGUACGUGGCACAAGUGAGCAGUACAGGCUGUGGCCUUACUACAGAUGACUGGACCUCCGCAUACCAAAGUAUGUCCUCGUUUCUGUUGCCCAGUACAGAGCACGAAAGGCGAUGCUAUAGCUUCUGGCAUGACGCCCGCGAAUUCCGUGCUAUGCGAAAUUCCGCAUCAACUUGAAAGUUCAGAACAGAGGAGUCAUGCACUGCCGCAAGACAUUUUACCUAGAAAUUGGCCAUAAAAGAGAAACAUUCCAAGAACAAAAGAGAAAAGAUCGAAAGGACAUUGUCAGGGGACAGUGACUUUGGCACCUAGAAACCGAAGCUAUUUGACGAAGCCUUCCACGGUGCCGAUCAUGUCGGAGAUCGGCCUUUGCUUGCUGCCCUUUUGCCCUUAGACUGUUCAUGAUUGUUCAAGAGUUAGAGAUCAACUCAGACCACGAAAGCCAAAGAAUGCGUGUGGCGUGCUAUGUUUUCGUAUUGCGUGUAGAGUCCGGGGUUAUGAUGAUGAUGGUAGGCUAUGAUAGGUGCGGAUCGGACAAGGGAGGAAAGAAUCGGCCCCCAAACUUGAAUCACCUUCGAGUCUUUCGGGGGCUGAUUUGCUCUUCCCCAAGUGGUGCGAUGCCCCUUAUCAGCCUUUUGAGGCCCCUCCACCUGACAAGCCGAGUAUUACGAGCAUAAUAGGGCAAUAGUGAGCGCCCAGAGCGUCUUGACCAUAGAAGGCUAAUCACGGAGGAAAAGGCGUCGGCUCAAGAUGUCUCGAGUUCGUUACGACCCAAGAAAAGAUGUCGAGUAUCUCAAAUUCCAGUUUC